Molecule: messenger RNA, 1089 nt
Organism: Dendrobium catenatum
Lineage: Eukaryota; Viridiplantae; Streptophyta; Magnoliopsida; Asparagales; Orchidaceae
Exons: 1
Coding region: 1-1089 (362 amino acids)
Molecular function (GO): protein binding
Source: RefSeq, a predicted model, not a curated record
AUGGUCGGACGGCGCUGCGUCGGAUCAUCUCCCGACGGUGGCUGGUUGGUUACACUAGACCUAGCGCUUCAGCCCCGCAUUUUGAACCCUCUCACCCACAAGGAGUUCCGCCUCCCAUCCCUUCUCAACAUCUCCACCAACAUAGAAGCCAUCAGGGAUGGAUCCGACGGCAUUAUUUUGGAGUUCGUCAACUACAGGAGUAACAUGACCCAAAUUUCAUAUCCGGCAAACAUCUUCCGCGACGCGUUUAUUCGGAGGGUAAUCAUAACUGACGCUCCACCAAAUCACAUGUGCAUAACUGACGUCGAUCCACCCAAUGUCGUGGCCGUCGCCUUUUACUUCUCAGAUGGUUGCAUGGCUUUGGCCCGACCUGAAGAUCCUCGUUGGGUCCGUGUUGAGAGAUUUCCAGGGUUUGGGGCUUUCAUGGACGCCGUCUACUGCCACGAGGAUCAACUCCUCUACGUUGUGGCCAAAGAUGGAUCCGUAAUCGGUUACGACCUCCCUAACUUCAGAAUAUAUCCUCCAUUAGGGCCAAGACCCUUAUUAUUUAUUUCACCAAUACCCAAAAUAUGUAUUUCACCUUUGAAUAUCCACAUACAAGAUAUAUCGAUCAAAUAUCUUGUUUUCUUGGACGGCGAGUUGCUUCAAAUCCAGAGAACAUCAAAGUCUUACACGGCCAAAGGUACCGGAUGUGAAGAUGAAUACAAUAGUCCAAUCGUUGGCGUAGAAACACAACAUAUCGAGGUAAUGAGAUUCAGAUCAGGACCGGAUGACACAUAUGAUCCUCUAUCCUGCUGGGAUAAAGUGCAAGACAUAGGAAAUUAUUCAUUAUUUAUUGGUUGUAAUCAUACGUUGGUUGUUUCUAUUUCAGAGAAUUCUGAAUUGAGACCGAAUUGUGUUUAUUUCACUGAUGAUUCUUAUGGACUAUGUGAUUUGGUUCAACAAAGGAAGGCAUGGGAUGUUGGUGUUUAUGACAUCAAGAAUGAGACUAUAGAGAGAUUUUUCCCUCCGGAUUCUGAUCAACAAGUAAUUUGGCCACCACCCUCCUGGUUCAUGCCUCCCAAGCUUCAUUUAACCUUCCCCAAGUAG